AUGGGUGCUGUUGCUGUCACACAGAGUGUACUUGCAGUUUUCAUUGGUGUGGAACGGAUCACUGGAAUCUUCAGCAAUGGAUUCAUUGCACUGGUGAACUUCAUUGACUGGGUCAAGAGAAAAAAGGUCUCUUCAGUUGAUCAGAUCCUAACUGCUUUGGCAAUUUCCAGAACUGGCUUGCUCUUGCUAGAAACUUCAUACCAGUUGAUUUGUGUGAUUAACCCAGACUGGAUGGUUACUGACAGGAUGUUAAGAUUGAUUACUAUUAGUUGGGCUGUAACCAAUCAUUUUAACAUUUGGUUUGCUACAAGCCUCAGCAUCUUUUAUUUUCUCAAGAUAGUCAAUUUUUCUAACUCUACUUUUCUCUACCUGAAGUUGAGAGUGGAAAAAGUAGUCUCAAUGGCCUUGUUGUUUUCUCUGGUGCUCUUGUUUCUGUAUAUUGCCAUUUUGAAUACACAAAUGAAUGCCUACAUUGGUGGAUGUGAAAGAAACAUGACUUGCAGGUGUAAUUCUAAUGAAUCUUUAUACUUCUCCAGGCUGUUCUUACUCACGUAUUUGAUGUUCACCAUUAUACCCUUCACCGUGUCUCUGAUCACUUUUCUCUUGCUCAUCCACUCCCUGCGCAGACAUCUCAGGAAGAUGCAGCUCAGUGGCAUGAUGUCCAAAGAUACCAACACCAAAGCUCACUUGGAAAGCUUGCAGAUCAUGGUUACCUUCCUCCUGUUUUACGCUAUUUUCUUUCUAUCGGUCAUCAUACAAGUUUGGACUGUUGAGUUGCUGGAAAAAAAUCUGAUUGUUGUGGCUCUCCAAAUUUUGGAAUUAAAUUUUUCUUCAGGCCACUCAUGCAUCCUGAUUCUUGGAAACAAGAAGCUAAGACAGACAUUGCUUGUUGCGCUGGGUUGGCUGAGGUACAGACUUUGA
Ochotona curzoniae (black-lipped pika) is the source of this 921-nucleotide messenger RNA. RefSeq names its product taste receptor type 2 member 14-like. The transcript has a single exon. Lineage: Eukaryota; Metazoa; Chordata; Mammalia; Lagomorpha; Ochotonidae. Gene Ontology annotation, molecular function: G protein-coupled receptor activity; bitter taste receptor activity. Gene Ontology annotation, cellular component: membrane. The record is from RefSeq and is a predicted model, not a curated record. Gene Ontology annotation, biological process: sensory perception of taste; G protein-coupled receptor signaling pathway; detection of chemical stimulus involved in sensory perception of bitter taste. The coding region runs from base 1 to 921 and encodes 306 amino acids.